This is a messenger RNA of Homarus americanus (American lobster), 2103 nucleotides long. Its product is annotated as myb-like protein X. Lineage: Eukaryota; Metazoa; Arthropoda; Malacostraca; Decapoda; Nephropidae. Bases 1 to 2103 code for a protein of 700 amino acids. The transcript has 7 exons. The record is from RefSeq and is a predicted model, not a curated record.
AUGGAUGAUGACUGUGAGAUUGGUCGAUUACCAUUCGCUCCUCUAGACUCCAAAACUCCACAAAAGACGACAAUUUCGCCCAAUCAGAAGAAACGUAGGUUGUCAGGAUCCAGCGUGUCGGCCAGUUCCCGAAAGACUGCUCGUAGUGAGAAGAAGCAAAAAACCACAAAACAGAAGAAAGUAAAAGGAAAUGAGACCAAAGAAGACAAUCUGAAACAAAAUAGGAAGAGGAGCAGAAACACAUUAGUGGAGAAAAAGUUGGAGAGUCGGGAGAAUGAGGAGAAAGCAAGAGGUCGCAGCUGUAAGAUGACCUCAGAUGAUGAAGUGAGCUCCAGUGUUGAUGAUGACGUGGAAGUUCCCAAGGCCAAGAAGAAACCUGCUGAGGUGGUCCAGAAAAGGCUAGCAACAUUCCUGUGCAAGAAACCCACUCAACAAGCGGAGAUAUCAACAUCCACGGAGGACCCCUCUAAUGCGGAGACGGGAGGAAGUACAACAGAGGAUGUUGAUAAGAUAAAGAAGACUCGGAGUGAAAAAUGUGUUGUGUUGAAGAAUGGGAACAACUCGGAUGAAAGUGAAGAGAUUGAAAUAAAUGGAAGAAAGGAGGAGUUACACCAUUCAAGUAAAGGAGAGGAGAAAAACACCGAUGGAGAUAAGGCAAAUAAAGCAACGGACAAGGAAAUACUAACCAGGGAAACGGCAAAAAACGAUACGGGCGAAAAGAAAGCCGCAGCAACGGCAAAGAAGAGUCUGGAGACGGGCGACAAUGAUGUGCAAUGCUUGGAGGUCUCCGGCGAACGAGAGAAGACGGAAAGAAUCGAUACCCGGGCGGAAAAAUCUCUGCCGGAGGAGAAAACCGGUAAGACUGGUAAAGGCCGCGUAAAUAUAAAGAAACUCGAUAAAGGUAAAGAGAAAAAACAACUCAAAGGAAACGUAAGAAAGGGGAAACAGAGCCAGACGAGAACCAUUAUGAAGGUGAAAAUGUUUGGAAAGAUGACAGAAAGGAGAAUGAAUAAGAAGGAGAAAGAGGGUGAACUGGAAAAUAAAAGACCCCAAGGGGAGGUGAGAAACAACAUGAAUGAAGAAUGUGAGAUGAAAGAGAAAGAAAAUGAGGAUAUGGAGGUUGUAAAAGUGGAUGACAAAGUGGAGGUUAAAGACAAUGUGGAGAAGGAAGAUGAGAAAGUGGAGGCGGAAGAUGAGAAAAAAGUGGGGGAGGAAGAUGAGAAGGAAGAGAAAGUGGAAGAAGAAGAGGAGGAGGAAGAUGAAGACAAAGUGGAGGAGGAAGAAGGUGAAGAAGAUGAGGUGGAGGAGGAGGAGGAAGGUGAAGAAGGCAAGGUGGAAGAUGAUGAAGAGGAAGACGAAGAGGAGGAAGACAAAGAAAAGGGAACCAGCGAACAGACAGAAAAUGGGAAGGAAGACACCGGUGAUAAAGAUGAACACGGCGAAGAAAAGAAGACAGCGGCCAGAGAAAGGGACGGAACGAUAAAAGGCAGGGAUAACAAGAAGCAGCCAACCAAGAGAACAUUAAAGAACAAGAAAGAGAAAUGUGACGCCUCGGGGGGUAAAAAGAGUCUUAAAAACGAGUCAAAUUACACGAUAAUGAGUUUUUUGUCUAAAGUCGCCGCCAAGCCAACGACGGAGAUAAACGAAAAGAGUAAAUCCGAAAACAACGGGAGAGCCGAAGAUGAGGCGAAGGAAGGAGAGGACGAAGAAACUGAUGAUAUAGAAAUGGUGGACGAGGAUAACGUCUCCGAAGAUAUGGACGCGAGUAGAAACGACGAGGAGGAGGAGGACAUGGAGGACGACGUUCCCGGUACCACUGCAGAGUCGGAGUUUUCGUCUCCGUCUUCAAAGCCUGUUGUCUCGGGACUCAAAGUUGUGUCUGCCGUUAAGCCGAAGAAGUUGACUCCUAAGCAGUUGGAAAAGGAGGUGGAAAGGCUGCUGAAGAAGGAGGAGAGGGAGAAGAAGAGAUUAGAGAGAGAGAAAAAGAAACAGGAAGAAUUAGCUGAGAAGGAAAGAGUAAGGAAAGAAAAGGAGGAAGAAAGACUGAAGCAAAAAGAAGAAAGGGAGAAUCCCUGGGGCAGUAAGUCACCUGUCCUUCAGUAA